Messenger RNA from Naegleria lovaniensis, 2442 nucleotides. RefSeq lists its product as uncharacterized. NCBI's taxonomy places the organism in Eukaryota, Heterolobosea, Eutetramitea, Acrasida, Naegleriidae. The transcript is spliced from 4 exons. The record is from RefSeq and is a predicted model, not a curated record. Gene Ontology annotation, molecular function: ATP binding; protein serine/threonine kinase activity. The coding region runs from base 1 to 2442 and encodes 813 amino acids. Gene Ontology annotation, biological process: intracellular signal transduction; protein phosphorylation.
AUGGACGAAAACUCAACAGAACCAACGACCUUAAGAAAGAGGAUAGAGAGAAUGAAUUGGGAACGUAUUAAGGAGGAUGAGCUGGAACAUGAUUUCGAUUCAAUGGAAGAAAGUGAUGAAGAAGAAGCGUUGAAAAAAGAACAGUAUUCCUUCUCUCACUCCAAGUGUGUUGAAGAAUCCGUCCGAAUUGAAGACAGUGUGGAUUUGUUUGCAACCACAAAUCAAUUGCAGAAAUAUUUGAUCAAGUUUAAAAAAAACCCGGCUUUCCAAUUUAAACGCGAUAAAGAUUUUCAUUUCGUUAAAGAACAGCUUCAAUGCAAUGCAAGAACCAUCGUUAAGGAGGAGUUCAAAUCCAUUGAAGAGACUGUCAUGACCAAUCAAAAUCCAUUUGCUUUUAUCAAGGAAAAUAUUCUCUUUCUUGGAAAUGAAAAAAAGAAGAACAAAAUGUGGGAAUCCACCUAUCAAGUUGUAAUAUCAUAUUUCUUUCAACUACUCUUCUACAGAUCCAAAAAUUUCAAGACAGGAAGCCAAGAACUGCAUGAGCUUAAAGAAAUGAUCAACUCUAUGAAGAACAUUGAUUCUCAAACUACAACACAGCAAGCCAAAAAACUGAAGCAGAACAAAACGGCUCAGCCUGAUUUUUUUUCAACUUUCAAUAUUGAUGGAAAGUCCAAGCAUUGGCUGGUUUCCUUUGUUGUAGAGCUUCAAAGAAAAGGUUUGAAACCAAAGCAAGACCAUAAUGAUACAUUUAAGACCUGUUUAUGGUUAAAAAGUGGAAUUCGUCAAUGGCUCAAUUAUUUAACAACUGAAAAGAAGCUCAGCAUUGAAAAUUGCAAAAAGAUCCGAGUGUUUGGAGCUUUGGUUGAUAAGUUUAGAAUAUGUUUUUUAGAAGGAAGAGCAAGACCUUGUCCAGAGUUAAGAGCUUCCAAUCGAGAUCAUGGAUUACCCAUCUCUUAUGAAAUAACAGCUCUUCCAGUUUUAGAUUUAGCCAAGGACGACAAUUUGGCUGUAGCUACUCAAUAUUUGGCUGAUAUUCAAAGAUUUUACACCCAACUGUCUUUUACUGAGUGCUUGAGUGAUUUAUUUGUUCCAGAAACAAAUUAUACCAAAGAUCUUUGUCAAAGAAUUCCAAAAUGUGAAGUUUCCAAGUAUUUUGACUCCUUUAUCCAAGACAUCUACAAAUAUCCCUUUUCGUCAUUCGCUCAAGCCGUUUCUUUCAUUGAGUCACUGUACAACGCUUUUACUGUGGGAAAAGAAACCUUUGUUUCAGAUCUAAACCAACAGAUGGUUAUUUGGUUUUGUGCCAAAAAUGAUAUUCCAAAAAUUACUGGUGCUGAUCAACGUUGUAAAGACCAAAUGGAAGAUGACGAUGAUUCUUUCAUCCAAAGAAAGACCAAUAGACCAACAAGAUCGAACAAUUCUUCCAGUCCCAGAAGUGAGAAUCGCCAACAGGAUGCUCUUAUGAAUAUUUUAAAGCUUGUUGGUGUUCAAAGAUGCUCAAACGAGUUUAAUAUUUCAACACAUGAUGGAAUUACUUUUUGUACUCUCGCCUGGUGUAAGGAAUUAAGUCAGGAAGUAUUUGUGAAGAUUACCUCUCGAAAGGAGAAUGUAGAGGUGAUGAAUAAGGUGAAAUCUCUUGAACAUGAAGGAAUAUGUAAGAUUUAUAGAUAUGAAGUGAUUGAUUCUUGUUACAGUGCUCGGCUUUUUAUCACCAAUUUUUACACACUACUUGAAAUGGAUGAGAGCAAGAUUAAUGUUUGCGAACUUUAUGUCACAAUUCAAGAGAAGCUUGUUCCAAUAUCAGAAUCAAAGUUAGAUUUUUCAUGCAUGCUCGAGCAAACUUUGGACGUUGUUGAGUUUCUUCACUCCAACAAUAUUGUUCAUUCUGAUCUUUCAUUGAACAAUUUCAUGAUUAGACCUGCAAAACAUGGAAACCCGAAAUCAAGGAUUGUAUUGAUUGAUUUUAAUAAUAGUUUUUUAAAGAAGGAGUGUGGAUGUAUACUCUACACUGGUGCAGAAUUACAACUUUUUAAAUUUCCAUACACUCAUCCAAGAAAGGAGUGGAGAGGAAGUGUUUUACGUGAUACUUAUGCCUUGGGCAUUGUUGUUGCAGAAAUGCUUAAGGUGUUCCAUUUCAAGGAAAAGAGAUUUCGAUUCUAUAGCUCAUCUUUGGAAGAAGCAAGAAUUCAAGUACUUGAUUAUUUAAAAAAAGUCAAGGAUCAAAACAGAAAUUUUGAAUCCAUGUUUAAGUUCGUAGAUACACUUCUGAACAUUAAGGAAAAGCUCUCCUCUUUGCAUGAGGCAAGAAAAAUAUUGACAGAGAGAAUUCUUCAACCAUUAGACUUGAAUCGAUCAAGAACAGAAAAUCCGAAUGUAAGAUUAAUUCCAAAAGUCCAGUUCAUCAACAAUGAUGACAAAGAAAAUCAGAUUGUAAGAUUGUAA